Molecule: messenger RNA, 767 nt
Organism: Marasmius oreades (fairy-ring Marasmius)
Lineage: Eukaryota; Fungi; Basidiomycota; Agaricomycetes; Agaricales; Marasmiaceae
Exons: 6
Coding region: 27-326 (99 amino acids)
Biological process (GO): cytoplasmic microtubule organization
Molecular function (GO): microtubule binding
Source: RefSeq, a predicted model, not a curated record
GACAUAGAUCUCCGACCUUCCACGACAUGGUCUGCAAGAAAUGUGAAAGGAAACUAUCCAAAGUGGCAGCACCAGAUCCUUUCACCUCCAGCUCAUCCGCUAUCAAGGAAGGGUCCCGCAAGGUUGGGGAGAACAAGCUGUUGAGUCGUCCUGGCAGCUCAAAGAACCGAUACCAACCGUAUCAAGGGAAAUGCAAAGAUUGUAAGCAACCGUGUACUCAGAACAAUGCAAAGUAUUGUCAUGGUUGUGCUUACAAGAAAGGCUUGUGUUCGAUAUGUGGCAAGAAGAUUUUGGAUACGACAGGAUAUGUAAUGUCAAGCAAGUAGAUGCACUCUGGACAUCGAUUGUAUCAUUAGGCGGUUUAUUCGAGAAACGUCCAAGCAGUGUUUGAGCUAGAAUGUAGCGCCAAGCUUUGAGUUAGGAGUUCAUUGAAUACGGGAUUCCUAAGCGAGCACGACUACAACUGAGGUUCCACGAGACAAUUUUUGAGAAUGUGUCGAAUUAGUGAUUCGUGCAAUGGGUGUAGUCAUCGAGAACCUCGUCAACGUUUCUAAUCGCAACAGUUUUCUUUAUCAACCCUUGAAGGAGUCAGAUACCGUAUCCAUUCCUGGUUCAUAACAUAAUUUCUCAAGUGUUUAUGACUGUCUCUUCACGACCGACUUCAAUAAUCUCCGUUGCCGCUCCUAAAGUCUAUCUCAUGAAGGCCAUUAAUAUUUCUAUUGAUGAGAUGUCAUGCAGUACUGGAUUGUCAAUUGUCCCCAUCACGG